ACAAAAUAUCUUUCAGAAGUAUGGGAUUAUAUUAUUGUUGAAACUUUUAAAAAAAAUAACUCUUAGUGGGUAGUUGCAAAAUGCUUGGUUUUAAAACCACUACGGUAAUGUUCUGAUUCUUUCGACUUUUACUCACUCCUCCGGUAGUAAACAAAUAUGGCUGCUAAAAGAUUCGUUGAGCUACUUUUACCUCCUAAGUAUUUUAAAUUUUGCCGAAAUGAGCUGAGUACAGGCAUUUCCCUUCAUAACCAACAUGCUAGCUACUUUCCUGCAAAAACGACACCAUUUCUCCCCCCUGGAACUUUUGACAACAAAAUAGCUUUCAUCACUGGAGGUGCCACAGGACUGGGUAAGGGCCUGGCCUCACAUUUGUCCCAGUUGGGAGCUAAAGUCAUUAUAGCCAGCAGAAGUUUAGAAAGAUUGAAACUUACAUCAGAAGAAAUUUCAAAGGCCACUGGAAAUGAGGUGGUUGAGUACCAGCUUGAUGUGAGGAACCCUGACGAGAUAAAGACAGUGUUUGACACGAUCGAGUCGACUCAUGGGCUGCCAGACAUUAUUGUCAACAACGCGGCCGGGAAUUUUAUUGCACCCACAGAGCGCUUGUCUCCAAAAGCUUUCACCACUGUCAUCAAUAUUGUCCUGAAUGGAACAGCUUAUGUUACCUUAGAUGUAGGCAAGAGGCUGAUCAAGGCCAAGAAAGGUGCAGUGUUCCUGGCCGUGUCAGCCGACUACGCUGAGACCGGCUCAGGGUUUGUGGUGCACAGCGCAUGCGCUAAGGCAGGGGUUGAAGCCCUGACAAAAUCUCUGGCUGCCGAGUGGGCGCGCUAUGGUCUGAGGUUCAAUGCCAUCUCCCCCGGACCUGUCAAGACCAAGGGUGCAUUCAGUCGACUGGACCCAUCCGGUCAGUUUAUGGACAAGUUGUUGGACAGGAUACCAGCUGGUAGAAUAGGGGAGGUCGGGGAGUUUGCCAACCUGGCAACAUAUUUACUCAGUGAUUACGCCUCUUGGAUUAAUGGCCAGGUGAUUCAUCUUAAUGGUGGAGAGUACCCAGGUGGUGUGGGGGCGUUCAAUGGACUUAAAGAAAUCACAAAUGACCAGUGGGACGUCUUGGAGGGGCUAAUCAAGUCCACUAAAGGAUCUUAGCUGUUUGUUUUAUAUUCUUUAACAUUUUGUUUCAUUGGUUUCAUGGAAACCUUCCUGUUACUGUCAUUUAUAUACAUCUGUUAUUUAUUCAAAUAUAAU
Molecule: messenger RNA, 1242 nt
Organism: Physella acuta
Lineage: Eukaryota; Metazoa; Mollusca; Gastropoda; Physidae
Product: 2,4-dienoyl-CoA reductase [(3E)-enoyl-CoA-producing], mitochondrial
Biological process (GO): fatty acid beta-oxidation
Cellular component (GO): mitochondrion
Molecular function (GO): 2,4-dienoyl-CoA reductase (NADPH) activity
Source: RefSeq, a predicted model, not a curated record